AUGGCCAAAGACAAGGGUCAGGAGGGCCUUCCGGUGAACUUCGGCAAGUUUCUUGCGCAUACAGACAAGGUGGUGCGGGAUCGUGGCUUCAAGAGAUUGAAGCGCUGGCUUGUGAAACAUCCAGAGUUGGAAAGGCUGGAGUACAUGAAAGUCUGGAAAGGGUUGUAUUUCGCCGUAUGGAUGGCCGACAAAAGACCCGUGCAGCAGGAACUUGCGGUGAACAUCGCCUUGCUUCUAAACGAUGUGCCUCAAGAGAAGCGAACUCUCUGGAUUGACACGUUCUGGGAGACGAUGAAAGUCUCCUGGGAGAAGCUGGAUGUCCACCGGGUAAACAAAUAUCUGCUGCUGCUUCGAAUUGUUCUUGCCGAAGUCUUCAAAGACCUUCGGACGAGUGGCUGGCAACUGCAGGAGGUCAAGGAUCGCGCAGAGGUCCUUUUGAGGCCUGCCCCUCAUCGCACCAACAGCGCUUCCAGUGUUGGGAUCAUCAUGCAAUUGACACGGGUGCUUUGGGAUGAGCUUCUCCCUCAGCUGGAACAAAGCCCAAAGGCCUCGACACAGGCGGUGUUGGCACUCCUUGAACCCUUCGUCGGUCUGGCAGAGGGUUCGUACGUUGAGGGUUUGGUUCGAAGCGUCCAUGAGAACGUGUUCCGCAGGGUGCCAGAGGACUUGGUGAAGCAGCUUAAGAAGAGAUUGCUGGCUGCUGCCAACGGCGCAGCAACGCAGAAGAACCGAGAAGCACUCUGCGACACGGUGGCAGAGCUUGAGAAGAGGUGCCUGGACGCCACUGCCGUGCUAGCGCCCGACGAGGCAAACCUUCCUUCUGAAGGAGCGGCCUCAAAAGAGGAGCCGAGCCAGCGAAGUUGCAAAAAGAAGCGGAAGAGAAAGGUCCGUGCCGCCGCCGAGAGUCAGGAGAGGGUGAAUGUCUCACCUCUUAUGCUUCCCAAGGCAGCCUUGCCCCUCAGAUCGAAAGUCCUUGCGCAGAAGAAGAAGCGGCAGCAGAGGCUUGGACUUGGAAUCGAGAAGGAAGCUGCACAACACGACCAAAAAGCCCAGGCGCAACACAAGAGCCAGCAUGAGGUCUUUCCACAGCUUGCGAGUGAAGCGGCAAGGAAGAAAAAGAUCAAGAGGAAAGUGUCCUUCGACCUGAACAAAAACGAGGUCGUCAGGUUCUCCGAGAAGACACCAGUCUCGAAGAUGAAGGAGAUUCCGCGGAAAAAAGCGAAGAGGAGGUGA
Symbiodinium sp. CCMP2592 is the source of this 1233-nucleotide messenger RNA. Lineage: Eukaryota; Dinophyceae; Suessiales; Symbiodiniaceae. The record is from the annotation of a GenBank genome assembly.